Messenger RNA from Chelonus insularis, 4031 nucleotides. It is a transcript of the gene Spt5, whose product is annotated as Transcription elongation factor subunit Spt5. Gene Ontology annotation, biological process: regulation of DNA-templated transcription elongation; transcription elongation by RNA polymerase II; transcription elongation-coupled chromatin remodeling. The record is from RefSeq and is a predicted model, not a curated record. The coding region runs from base 112 to 3480 and encodes 1122 amino acids. Gene Ontology annotation, molecular function: protein binding; mRNA binding. The transcript is spliced from 4 exons. Gene Ontology annotation, cellular component: DSIF complex. Lineage: Eukaryota; Metazoa; Arthropoda; Insecta; Hymenoptera; Braconidae.
UGUGGAUUGCUUGACUUUAUCAUCACAUAACCUCGUUUAUUGUAACUUUUUUUUUUAACGUAACGAAAAAUAAGCGUUGAAAUUCUGAUGAGGAUAAAUUAAAGAACAAAUAUGUCAGACUCAGAAAGUAGUAAUUUUUCUGAAAACGAAAGUGACCGUGGAGCACCAGCAAGUGAUAGUGAACAGGAAGACAAUCGUUCUGGAAAAUCUGGAAGAGGUAGCGUAAGGUCUGGAUCUGCGGUUUCACGAAGUAGAAGUCGAUCACGGUCUAUAAGUCGUUCUCGUUCACGAUCUCGAUCAGGAUCGGGAUCAGAUAAGGAUGAUGAAGCUGAAGAGGCAAGAUCGGGAGAUGAAGAAAAUGUAUUGGCUGAAGAAGAGCCUGAAGGAGAAGACCUUGAUGAUAGUGAACGUGAUGAAGAAGAAGACGAGGAUGAUGAAGAUGAUAGACCAAGAAAAAAGAAAAAGAAAGAAAGAUUUUGUGGAUUUAUCGAUGACGAAGCCGAGGUAGAUGACGAUGUUGAAGAUGAUGAAGAGUGGGAAGAUGGAGCUCAAGAGAUUGGAAUCGUGGGUAAUGAAGUUGAUGAACUUGGACCAACAGCUCGUGAAAUUGAAGGUCGAAGACGAGGAACCAAUCUAUGGGAUUCUCAGAAAGAAGACGAAAUCGAAGAGUAUCUUCGUAAAAAAUAUGCUGACGAGUCGAUGGCCAUUCGACACUUUGGAGACGGUGGAGAAGAAAUGAGUGAUGAAAUUACUCAGCAAACUCUUCUUCCAGGUGUAAAAGAUCCAAAUUUAUGGAUGGUAAAAUGCCGAAUUGGGGAAGAAAAAGCCACACUAUUACUUUUAAUGCGUAAAUUUUUGACUUAUCAAUGUUCUGAAGAACCAUUACAAAUAAAAUCUGUAGUAGCUCCUGAAGGUGUUAAAGGAUAUAUUUAUAUUGAAGCUUAUAAGCAACCUCAUGUGAAAGCUGCAAUAGAAAAUGUCGGAAAUUUAAGAAUGGGUAUUUGGAAACAACAAAUGGUACCGAUCAAAGAAAUGACUGAUGUUUUACGAGUGGUCAAAGAGCAAACUGGUUUAAAAGCCAAACAAUGGGUUAGACUAAAACGAGGAAUUUAUAAGGACGACAUUGCACAAGUUGAUUAUGUUGAUUUAGCUCAAAACCAAGUAUAUUUGAAGUUACUUCCAAGAAUUGAUUAUACCAGACCUCGAGGUGCUUUACGAACGGCUCAGAGUGAGUCCGAAGCCUUAAAAAGGAAAAAGAAAAGACGUCCUCCUGCAAAACCUUUUGAUCCUGAGGCAAUCCGUGCCAUUGGUGGAGAAGUAACAAGUGAUGGAGAUUUUUUAAUUUUUGAAGGAAACAGAUACAGUCGGAAAGGAUUUUUAUACAAAAACUUCACUACAAGUGCAAUUAUUGCCGAAGGGGUGAAACCUACUUUAUCAGAAUUAGAGCGUUUUGAAGAAGCACCUGAAGGAAUUGAUAUUGAAUUAAGUGGAACACCUUUAACUGGAGGAACUACUGGAAAAGAUGAUCUUGCUAUGACUCAUUCUUUCAGUAAUGGAGACAAUGUGGAAGUUUGUGAAGGAGAAUUGAUGAAUCUUCAAGGAAAAAUUGUUUCCAUCGAUGGAAAUAUGAUCAUGGUAAUGCCAAAGCAUGAAGAAUUAAAAGAAGCUCUCGAAUUUCAAGCUCAUGAAUUAAGAAAAUAUUUUACUAUGGGAGACCACGUUAAAGUUGUCGCUGGAAGGUAUGAAGGAGAUACUGGACUUAUUGUUAGAGUUGAACAAAAUAGGGUAGUCCUUUUUUCUGAUCUUUCAAUGCAUGAACUUGAAGUUCUCCCAAGAGAUUUACAACUUUGUUCAGAUAUGGCUACUGGAGUGGACAGCCUUGGUCAAUUUCAAUGGGGUGAUUUAGUCCAAUUAGAUGCUCAAACAGUUGGUGUAAUUGUUCGACUAGAACGAGAAAAUUUCCAUGUCCUUUCAAUGCAUGGAAAAGUUGUUGAAGCAAGACCACAAGGAUUAACAAAACGUCGAGAGAAUAGAAAUACUGUUGCUUUGGAUCAUCAGCAAAAUACAAUUCAAAAAAAAGAUAUUGUAAAGGUAGUUGAUGGACCUCAUGCUGGACGAGGAGGAGAAAUAAAACAUCUAUAUCGAAGUUUUGCUUUUCUUCAUUCACGGAUGUACGUGGACAAUGGUGGAAUUUUUGUGUGUAAAACCAGACAUUUACAACUUGCUGGAGGAAACAAAGCUGGACUAACAACUAUGUCACCGACAUCUGGUUUUAUGUCACCGCGAAUUGCUUCUCCAAUGCAUCCCAGUGGUGGAGGUUUUGGAAGAGGAGGCGGUGGUGGCAGGGGAAGAGGAAGAGGUGGAGGCGCUCGUCGUGAUCGAGAACUCAUUGGUACAACUAUAAAAAUCACUGGAGGUCCUUAUAAAGGAAAUGUUGGAAUUGUUAAAGAUGCAACUGAGACUACAGCUCGUGUUGAACUUCAUUCAACUUGUCAAACUAUUUCUGUUGAUCGAUCACACAUUGCCAAUGUUGGAGUACCCACAAAAGAUGGUGGAUUCAGUUCUUAUAGUCGAACUCCUGCUUAUGGAGCUGGUGGACAAACUCCAAUGUAUGCCAGAGAUGGAUCAAAAACACCAAUGCAUGGUUCUCAGACUCCUAUGUAUGAAAAUGGAUCUCGUACUCCGCAUUAUGGUUCAAUGACACCAUCUCACGAAGGUUCAAGAACUCCUGGACAAUCUGGUGCUUGGGAUCCAACGGUUACAAAUACACCUGCAAGAAAUAACGAUUUCGAUAGUUAUAGCAUGGAAGAUGGAGGAUCUCCAGGAUAUGCACCUGGAUAUCCAUCAACUGGAGGUCCAUUUACUCCUCAAACUCCUGGAACCAUGUAUGGAUCUGAACAAAGUUAUAGUCCUUAUCAGCCAAGUCCUAGCCCAGCUGCAAGUGCUACUGCUAGUCCAAGUCCUGCCGGAUAUGUGGCUACUCCUUCUCCAUCAGGAACUGGUUAUACUACCAGUCCUCAUGGUGCUUUUGCUACACCUUCACCAAUGGGUUAUAGUCCUAUGGCGUCUGGUAUAGCUGGAAGCCCCUAUAAUCCACAAACUCCCGGAGCUGGAUUAGAUGCUAGUGUUGGAUCGGGAAUAAUAGGUAAUACCGAAUGGCAUACCGAUGAAAUCGAAGUUCGUAUUAAGGAUUCUCAUAGUGACCCAGCUUUAGUUGGACAGCAAGGAAUAAUAAGAGGAAUUUCGGGUGGAAUGUGCGUUGUCUAUCUUACAGCUGAAGACCGUGUCGUGAACUUACUUUGUGAUCAAUUAGAACCAGUUUUACCUACUCAUGGCGAUCGUGUAAAAGUAAUCAUAGGUGAAGAUCGUGAAGCUGUAGGUACUUUGUUAUCAAUUGAUAAUCAAGAAGGCGUUGUUAAAUUGACUACUGGAGAACUUAAAAUGUUGCAUCUUCGGUUCCUUUGCAAGAUGAAAGCUUAAUUUAAUUUUCAUUUAAAAAUUACAUAUAUAGUAAAUAAUCAUAGUUCUGUAUGUCAUUUACACGAAAAAAUAUGUAAAAUAAUGUCGUGUAAUUUAUUACUUCUUUUAUUUUUAUCAGGUUCAUUAUUUUAUUCGACAUUUAUAGUUAUAGAUUACACUAUUCACCAAGUAAAAUUUAAAAAUGUCAUACUUAUAAAAAAAAUUAUUCAUUAAAUUUCUAAUAAAUCAAUAUAUGGAUUAUACUCAAAUAAAUAGAUUAAUUUUUUACUAAAUGAUGAAUCGUUUCUUUGACAUAAAAUAAUUUAAAAUUGGUGUCUUAUUUGGAAUUAUUAUGGCUGACAAUAUUACGUGGCAUGUAUAGGAGUGUAUAUACACGUAUAUAUGUAUGUAUACAAAAUGGCCCUUCUACGGAAAAGGACAAUUUUACUGUGCAGAUAAAUUUGGUUUAUUUUUCCUCUAAAAACUAUGUUUAUAAUUUUUUUAACGAUGAAAAAUUACUGAUAAAAAAUCACCAAUUUGAUGAGCAGUUUCAGAGAAAUGGGAUAUAUUUG